CAGCCUGUUCAUCCGGUUUUGAGAGGGAUAGGCCGGUUCUGGGUGCUCUCCUUUCCUCACUGGUGGGGUGCCCAGGAAAACAUCUGUUCCUGUUUUGCAGAGAAAAAGAAAACUGAGGCUCAUACGAGCAGCUCCAGUCUGGGCAAAAAGGCUCCGCAGCCCAGCAGACUGAGUGCUGUCUCUGCUGAGAGCCCUAGGAAGCACCGAGCGCACAGGAGCAAACACUCGGGACGCAGCCUGCGUGCCAGGCGCUGCCCGAGACGCGCCAUCGGCCCGACCGUGCAGCGGUCUGCACAGUGCCGCUUGCGAGACGUCUCCCAGCCCUUUCAGCAGCUCAUCAGUUCAGCAGAGAUAAGGGUAAGUCCUUGGCUUGGAGUGACACUCCAUGGGACGGAUAUUUCAUCUGAAUCCUCAGAUGGUGAAGCGAGAAAAGCAUCAGGUGGAGGAGGAGGAGAGGACGCAGGAGCCAUGCAGCAGGAGACAGCUCCAGACAACACCGCGUCAGAGGAAGCCAGACAGCCUAAAGAAUGUUUCUUGAGACAACCAAAGAAAACCAAGACGGAGAAGGCCAAGACCAAGAAGAGGAAGAAGAAAAUCACUGAGAUUCUUGCAAAGUCAGAGCCAAAGCCAGGGGCACCAGAAGACCUGCAGCAGCUGCUGGCAGACUACUACUGCAGCCGGCGCUCGGUGAUCGAGCUAGAAGAACUGCGCCUGCCAGAAUCCUGCUUCCUCCAGGCCAAUGAUCUGACUCAUAGUCUCUCAUCUUACCUAAAAGAAAUCUGCCCUAAGUGGGCAAAGCUUCGGAAGAGCCACAGUGAGAAGAAGUCCGUCCUCGUGCUGGUCAUCUGCAGCUCUGCUGUCCGAGCUCUGGAACUUAUCAGGUCAAUGACAGCGUUCAGAGGAGACAGCAAAGUUAUGAAAUUAUUUGCAAAGCAUAUCAAGAUUCAGGAGCAGGUGAGACUGCUGGAGAAGCGUGUGGUGCACCUGGGUGUAGGAACUCCGGGAAGGAUCAAAGAGCUCGUUAAACAAGGUGCCCUUCUUCUGAACCCCUUAAGGUUUCUGGUCUUCGACUGGAACUGGAGAGAUCAGAAGUUACGGAGGAUGAUGGACAUUCCCGAGAUAAGAAAGGAGACCUGUGAACUUCUGGAAAUGGGCAUCCUCAGCUUGUGCAAGUCAGAAAGCUUGAAGCUGGGCCUUUUCUAAGCCUAGGUCCUGAGGGGAGUCCCCACUUCCCCUGUGGGAGCUGCGCCUGACAGAAGCUCUGGCACACUGCAGACACGUGCUGGGUGACUCUUACUGUACCCUGCCGACCGCACCAGCAGACGGACCGCUGGGUGUGCUGAGGGGUUCUCGCACAGAGAUGAACCUGUCCUUUGCCGGCUCCCUCGGGUAUUGAAGUGUCGCUUCGUCUUCUUAUCGGGAAGACUAAUGAUGUACACUCAACAGGAAAUACAGUUGUUGGUACACGUGUAGAA
Molecule: messenger RNA, 1475 nt
Organism: Erinaceus europaeus (western European hedgehog)
Lineage: Eukaryota; Metazoa; Chordata; Mammalia; Eulipotyphla; Erinaceidae
Gene: CMSS1
Product: cms1 ribosomal small subunit homolog
Exons: 11
Coding region: 469-1203 (244 amino acids)
Cellular component (GO): 90S preribosome; nucleus
Source: RefSeq, a predicted model, not a curated record